AUGUAUUCAAGAGCUGAACUUAUAGGCGUUUCAUUGGAGAAUGGCUCAACUCUUUCGAGUGUUUUCCAUGCCUGUGGCGAAGCUGCGCAACAAAUCCACCGAGAAUGCGAAGAAAUACUUGGCACAAGCUCACAAAGUCACGACGUCGGUCUGGCUGGAUGUGGCUCAGCCCUGGUCAGUCUACUUGGCCGCCAGGCAUUGCAGAUCAGUCACAGGUACCAAUCGAGGAAGUCUGCAGAUCCGCCAGACACCCCUACUGCAGCAGGAAAACAGAGCUUCGUGCUGCGGCGACUAGAAGAUAUCAUAUCUAUCACCUACUCCAAAUUCUACGCUUUCCUUUUCAAAGACCUGCCGUACUGUUGGCGCCAACUCUACACAGACGCCAGUAUUCUCAAAUUCUGCUUGCUCGUUGAGCAGACGUCGCGCGUGCGGGAAGACGUUGAAGUAGAAACUAAAGGCCCUGAUCGAGAUGAGCUCACUGAAGUCAUCAAAGUCCUCGAUCUAGCUUUGAUACUGGCUGGAGGAGCGGGGCAACAGCGAGGAAGGAAAUGGAUUGACCAGGCCUUUGAAUUGCUUCAUCGGGCAUGGGCUGCAAAGCAGGGGACUGGUGAUGAUGCCAGCUUCAACAUGGAAAGGCCUAAGAAACGGCUCAGGUCAGGCGAGGGGGAACUUGGGGUCGUUUCUCCUGAUCGGGGAACGGCGACCAGAGUGUUUUCCACACGUGAGCCCUUCACACCUCCCGUGAAACACCCAAUCAAGCGUUUGGAAGCCGUGUCGCUCUACGCAUUUCAAUCGCACCUGGACAACCCCCUCGAUCGUAAAGUCGGACCCCAGCCGCUUGUUCUGACCAAUGUGGUCGAGGGAUGGCCGGCGUGCAGUACACAUCCAUGGAACAGGCCAGCAUAUCUACUGUCCCAGACCUUGGAUGGUCGCCGCUUGGUGCCCGUGGAGAUAGGCCGCAGUUACGUCGACGAAGGGUGGGGCCAGAAACUCAUCACAUUUGGCGAAUUUCUUCGAGACUACAUCGACCCAUCGCUUUCCGAGCCCGAAAUCACAGAAACGGAGGACGGCUUGGCUCCGCCACCAGACAAACCCAUAGCGUAUCUUGCCCAGCACCAGCUGUUUACGCAGUUUCCUGCUUUGCGGAAUGACAUUCUCAUCCCAGACUACUGCUACACAUCGCCGCCGCCGCACCCCACAGACAGAAGUAUAGAUCAGCCGGAGCUCGAUGAGCCGCUGCUCAAUGCAUGGUUCGGUCCGCCUGGAACCAUCACACCACUUCACAAUGACCCCUACCACAAUCUGCUCGUACAGGUGGUGGGACGCAAGUACGUGAGGCUAUACUCACCUUUGGAAACGGAGAGAAUGCACGCACGGGGGAAGGAAGAAGGGGUCGAGAUGGGAAAUACAAGUAUGAUAGACGUUGGGGUCAUCGAGGGCUGGGACCAUGUUCCUCAAGACCAAGACCAAGACGCGUCCGACCAGGAGAAGAACGAAAGAGUCCAACAAGCUUUCAAAGAGGUGCCAUUCGUGGAUUGUAUCUUGGAGCCUGGAGAUACGCUCUACAUCCCGAACGGUUGGUGGCACUAUGUCAGGGGCUUGAGUGUGAGCUUCAGUGUCAGUUUCUGGUGGAACUAG
Pseudomassariella vexata is the source of this 1638-nucleotide messenger RNA. RefSeq lists its product as uncharacterized. NCBI's taxonomy places the organism in Eukaryota, Fungi, Ascomycota, Sordariomycetes, Amphisphaeriales, Pseudomassariaceae. Bases 1 to 1638 code for a protein of 545 amino acids. The transcript has 2 exons. Gene Ontology annotation, molecular function: 2-oxoglutarate-dependent dioxygenase activity. The record is from RefSeq and is a predicted model, not a curated record.